UGUUGUUCUCCUUCCUUCCUUCCUUGUGGCUGAGUCUGUCUGCGGAGGGCCAUGGCCGAGGAGGAGGCUCCGGGUCUGGCGGCGGAGGAGGGUACCUCCUCGGCCUCUUCCUCCUUCGGGGUCCAGCUGCUGCUGGAGCUGCUGAGCUCCCCGCUGAACCUGAGCCUUCUGGGCCUCUGCCUCUUCCUGCUCUACCAGAUCUUGCGAAGCGGGGACCGAGGAGGAGGAGGCCGGGGCUCCGAGGAGGACGAGGAGCCGCCCCCGCCGCCCAAGCUCAAGCGCCGGGACUUCACUCUCCAGCAGCUGCGGCCCUUCGACGGACGCCAGGAGCACCGCAUCCUGAUGGCCAUCAACGGCAAGGUCUUCGACGUCUCCCGCGGAAGGAAGUUCUACGGACCAGAUGGCCCUUAUGGGAUAUUUGCUGGAAGAGAUGCCUCCAGAGGCCUUGCUACCUUCUGCCUGGAUAAAGGCUUGAAGGAUGAAUAUGAUGACCUUUCUGAUCUUGACGCCCCAAGAGAGACGCUGAAUGACUGGGAGCAGCAGUUCACAUUUAAAUACCACUAUGUAGGCAAACUGUUGAAGGAUGGAGAAGAGCCCACAGUAUAUUCCGAUGAAGAAGAAACAAAAGAUGCUAAAGAUCGCAAGAAUGAUUAGCCAACACGGGGAAGAACAGUCUGGAGAUUGAUGGUUUGUUUUAGUUUUAAAAUAAAUUAAAGGACAUUUUCUUUGUCACAUUCCAGUUCGACUGUACCAGUUUGAACCUCAGCCCUAUUUUUAGGAAUGGUACAACUUGCUGUCAAUUAAACACAUUUUAAUCAGUAUUCUCAAGUGAACCUUGUCAAUCAGUGCUGAAGUUUCUUAAAUCAAAGCGGUGUGAUCCAAUUGGCAUUGCAUCGGGAACACCAAAACUGCAAUUCUCUGGCAGAGAGAGAUGAAGUCUCCCAGGCGCUGAUGCUAUGGAAUUUCAAAUUUCUUGAGGGAGUUUCACAAAGAGUAUGCACUUAUGUUCCACUGAAGAUGCCCUGCUGUGAUGGUUAGUAGCCACCAAACAGCAGGUAUGUAACUGGGUUCGGUUUGUGCCCCAAACAUACAAACAGCACACAUACAUAGUAUUCAGGGUGAACAGAUGGUGAGCAAACAGCUUUCUUGCAUUUUCUUUGCCUAUAAUUUCCAUUCCAUAAUAACAUUGUUGUUGUUUUUUUUAAAUGACCUGUGUACCAACAUUUUCCAUCAUAACCCAUGGUACUCAUGGGAAUUACGCCUCUUGCAAGUAACUGCUUUUGGAAUCUGCAUGGUUUAUGUUGAAUCACAUCAUUGUAAAUAGUUUGAUGAAGGGACUACAUGGUUAAAACUGAAGCAUAAUUUUUAAAGCCGGUUUUAUAUAGACAUUAGAAUCCAACUUUACAAAAAGAAAGUGAACAUUAGUUUCAAAUAACUUUCUGCUUAAAAAAAAGUUGAUUAUCUUGCUGUUGUUCAGAGAGGUUUAAUUUAAGCAGCCUGCUUCAUUUACCUUUAGCAAAGGUCUUCAGUGCUGAUUAUAUAAAUGGAUAAUCACGGAUAAGUUGAAACAGCCAAAACACCCAAUCUGUGUGUACUUUGAAGUCCCAGUGAGUUCAGUGCUCUUAAAUACUUGGCUCAAGUAUCGGUUGGUUUCCAGCCAAUUUGAUAAUGCCAGCCCUUACAACACUCUCUCCCAACCUGGCACCCUCCGAAUAUGUUGGCAUAAAAGACCCACAACCCUCAGACAACAUGGUCAUGCUACCCGAGAAAAUGGAAAGCAAAGUCCAGCACAUCCAGAAGGUGCUAAAUUGCAGAAAGCUGAUAGUUUCUAGGCUACUAGUUCCUCUAAAGCUGCAGAAAUUAUCCAGUUUGACACUGCUUUAACUGCCAUGGUUCAUUGUUAUGGGAUCCCAGGAUUUGUAGUUUGUUGUGCCAUCAGAGCUGUCUGACAAAGAAGGUGCAAUGUUUCACAGAACUACUGUUUCCAGAAAUCCAUAGCAUUGAGCCAUAGCAGUUAAAGUGGUGUCAAACUGGAUUAUGUCUGUAGUGUGGAUUCAGCCUUAGAGGAGAUGUGGGAAUGCAGUUUUGGGCUUGUUGAUAGUCUAAAACCUGAUGUACAUGAGAACAAAAAAGAGUGAUGGGAAACAUGCAGCCCUCCAGACGUAGUUGGACUGCAGCCCCUAGUAGCCCUAGUUAGCAUAGCCAAUGGUGAUGUUGCCAUUCCACAUCUGGAGAGCCCUGCGCCCAAUCCCUCCUUAGAAGGAAUAUAAUACGGCGAUUGUACUAAAUCAAGGCUAAAGCCCUUAUACGGCGUUGCAUUAAAAUUGCCCAGAUCAAAUAGGAUCAGUAUGGAUGGGCUUUUUGAGUCUUCCCAAUAUAGUCUUUACACUUGAUCUUAGCCAAAAGGCCGAGAAGUCUUUAACAAACAGCAUAGCAAGCCUAGAGAAAAAAUGGAGCCAAAAGCUGGUGUCAAACUAAUUUAGGCAGGAGAAAGUGUAUGGGACUUGUUUGAUAUGGGGAACCAGUUAUACAGAACCUGCUAUGCUGGGGUCUGUUGUUUAUGCAUGGUUCAAAACCCAGGCUGUGGAGCCUAAAUUGUUCUUAAGAACAAUUAGUUCCUCAGAAGCUCAGCAAUGUACCAGUUCCAAGAAAUGUUAAUGGAGACUUACAUUACAAAAUGGCUCAUUCAGCAUUACACACAAUACAGCUGUUGGCUGUGCUUUGGGCACAGACAGUGCACCAUGUGAACACAUGGUCUGCUCUAAAAGCCUUUGCAUCGUGCAAGGAACAAAUGAACUUGGAGAGGGUUCUUGCAAAAUAUAUAUAGCAUGAUUAAAUAAGCAUUGGUUUAGGGAAUCCAAACAAUAGAGGUAGAAGCAUUAGGUUUAUUUUUAUUUUUGGAGAUUGUUUCUGCUCUUUUUCCCCAUCUUUUACAUUCUUUACCCAAAGCAAUAAGAACUGUAUUGCAAAUGGAGUUGAGGAUCUGUUUCCUGCUCUCACCUCUUCAAUGUAAGAUUUUGUUAUAUAAAUUUUUGCUUAUUGGUAAUCACUAGGCCUUAAAGACAGGUAGUUGGCUGAAGAGUUUUGACCUACCUCUGGGAAGUUUUAAGCUACUUGUUAGUAAGCUAAGUAUUCUUCUGUGUUGCUGUAGCUUUCCAUUGUUGAGAAGAAAAAGUAACUGUUGCAAACUUAGCUUUGGAUGUCAUUUCACUUCAAGAAUAAGAAGUGUGUAUUUGGUUUGUUCUUAAAAAAAUAAAAUCUUCCUAGAAAUGUG
Molecule: messenger RNA, 3274 nt
Organism: Sceloporus undulatus (fence lizard)
Lineage: Eukaryota; Metazoa; Chordata; Lepidosauria; Squamata; Phrynosomatidae
Gene: PGRMC1
Product: progesterone receptor membrane component 1
Cellular component (GO): membrane; endomembrane system
Source: RefSeq, a predicted model, not a curated record